Molecule: messenger RNA, 1057 nt
Organism: Cuscuta europaea
Lineage: Eukaryota; Viridiplantae; Streptophyta; Magnoliopsida; Solanales; Convolvulaceae
Source: the annotation of a GenBank genome assembly
CAACAAAAUAUGUCCAAGAGCCCGAAUCAUUGCUCAACCUCAUCUUACCUCUUCGUAAGUCGUAACCCACAACUCACAACUACGGAUGAAGUAAGCAUUGGACGACGCCACGAAGCUCACGCAGUCCAACGAAGCACGGCAAGCACCAAGCUCAGUUCUUUCAUAGCGAAUACCCUUCUAAACAAAGAGUGGAGUGAAGCCAAGUGUUGCCCUUAUAGAGAAAGAACUUGAAUCCAAGAAUCCAACAAAGAAGUCAUUGAACUACAAAAAGAAGUUGACAAAUUACACCACCCUCUUGGAAGAAAGUUUUGAGCGAAAUGGAAUUUGAGGAGUUGUGUGCGAUCUUUGGGCCAGGACUUGCCGGCGCCGUGUUCGGAGCCGGGUGGUGGUUUUGGGUAGAUGCCGUCGUUUGCAGCGACGUCAAAAUCUCCUUCCUUCACUACCUUCCAGGGAUUUUUGCAUCUCUAGCUUCCUUGAUGUUCAAUUGUGUGAGAAAAGAGGAUAUUGAUUAUUCUCCAUAUGAUGAAGGUGAAUGGAGAUUGAAGCUCUGGCUUUUCAUUGCAUAUGUUGUGUCAUUUGUUUCUUUGGCUGCUUCCGUGGGUCUUUUGAUACAAGAUGCACUUGUGAAAACUGGUCCUUCAGCUUGGACUGGAAUUGCAGGUGUCCUGCAAUGUGUCUUAGUUUUGAUCAGCGGGCUGAUUUAUUGGACAUCACACUCUGAGCAAUAAUGAACAAAAAGUUCAUGGACACUUGUAAGCUGAUGGCUGCAACCUGUUUCCAUCACUAUUGCUCAAAAGUUGGUCUUUGGAUUAGCAAAUCUGGUUGUCUGUGUAGAUGUUAUUGCUGUGAAGUAAAAGUAGUAGGAAAUGAGAACCAUGUUACUGAAGGAUGCCCAACAUGUUCAUCCGAAGGAUUAAAAAAAACUUCCCUAAUGUGUAUACGUCUAAUGACUGAACUACUUGUUAUGUUAUACUACCGUACUACGUAUGUUGCUAGUGAAGAUUCCUUAAAACUUUACGAUUUUUAAGAAAAAUAAUUUUUAUUGUUUUUGACCUCA